Drosophila biarmipes is the source of this 1133-nucleotide messenger RNA. It is a transcript of the gene Gr23a, whose product is annotated as gustatory receptor 23a. The record is from RefSeq and is a predicted model, not a curated record. Gene Ontology annotation, cellular component: neuronal cell body; dendrite; membrane. Gene Ontology annotation, biological process: sensory perception of taste. Lineage: Eukaryota; Metazoa; Arthropoda; Insecta; Diptera; Drosophilidae. The transcript is spliced from 3 exons. Bases 21 to 1133 code for a protein of 370 amino acids.
UUCCAAUUUACAAGUCCAACAUGAAGUCUUUGGAGUGCUUCACCCGUCGUUUUCUAGAUAUAACAUUGUGGCUACUGUGUUUAGUACCCUUACCACCGAUUUCCCAGUGGAAGUGGCUCUUCAUAGCUCUGGUGAUUCGCUGCUGUUGGAUUGCUUAUUUUGUGUAUUUACUGAAAGUUGGCAUCAGCUUCUCAUCGAUAGCUGUGGAAAGUGUGGGCAAUAUUGUGGGCACUGCCCUGUUUAUAGGGAACUCUGUGUUGGGACUUAUGCUCCUCUUAGAGAGUGUCCUGAAGCAAAGGACCCACAGUCAGCUGGAGGAUCUCCGAUUCCAGUCGGAGUUGCAGCUGCAAAGGCUGGGAAUGUUUGGAAGACGUCGCCAGGCGGAAUACCUUUUGCCCCUGAUAGGCGUCCAGCUUACUUGUGAUGUCACAAGGGUUUUUAUUAAUAAUAAAGAAACGGUAUCGCCUGUAUUUCAUAUAUCCUUGCCACUAAUGUGGCUGCUACGAUUUCGCUAUGUCCAACUGGUGCAGCAUGUCAUGGAUCUCAAUCAGCGGUCGCUCCAGUUGCGCAGAUCCCUGUUGUCCUUGGCCUCGGGGAAUGAUCUGUGGCAACCUUUUGGAGUCCACGAGUGUCGUCAACUUCAGACCCUUCGAUCCACCUAUGAGAGGAUCUUUGAGUGCUACGAAAUGUUCAGCGACUGCUAUGGUUGGGGAAUCCUGGGUCUCCAUCUGCUGUCCAGUUUCCAGUUCGUGACCAAUGCCUACUGGAUGAUCAUGGGCAUGUACGAUGGUGAGGACCUACGUAUCAUGAUUUUCAACGGAGCCACCGGAAUUGACUUUGGCAGUCCCAUUGCCACUUUGUUUUAUCACGGCGAUUCUGGGUCUGUAAAUGGUCGUCAAAUAGGCUGCCUCAUUUCCAAGUUGGUUAAACCACAGGGUAGCAAAAGGUACAAUGAUUUGGUCAGCGAAUUUUCCCUGCAAACACUACAUCAACGUUUUGUGGUCACAGCCAAGGAUUUCUUUAGUCUCAAUCUGCAUUUGCUGAGUAGUAUGUUUGCAGCGGUGGUCACUUACCUUGUCAUUCUCAUACAGUUCAUGUUUGCUGAGAGGAGCUCAAGGUCCACUUCUGGAUAA